AUGAGUGGUGUGGAGAUCGCUGGCUUGGUAUUGGGGGCUUUGCCGCUAUUGAUUCAGGGAAUUGAAAGCUACAAUGAGGGACUCGACCCGAUCAAGAGCUUCGUCAGAUGGGAGCGCGAGCUGCCGCAAUUCAUUCGAAAACUCAGGAACCAACACGUCCACUACGCGCAAACGAUACACCUGCUCUUCGAACCUAUAACGUCGGCAGAUGAGCUCGAAGAGAUGUUGACGGACCCUGGGUCAAAACAACUAUGGAAGAGUAAAGAAGUCUUGCUCCAAGACAAGCUUCAGGAAUCAUAUCAGGCAUAUCAGAGUACGAUUGUGAAUAUUGAGCGCAUAACGAAGAGGAUCGCGAGCAAACUGGACCUUGAUCGCGCAACGGAGCUCACGCGCAACGACCUUGAGGCCAUCAUCGUCGCGAAUCCAAAGAAGAAUGACAGGUUUGAGUUGCGGAAGCGCAUUCGCUUUGGCAUGAACAAAAAGACGAUCAAAGCACUCCUUGAAGAGUUGGAUGAUUGUAAUAAAGAGCUCGAGCGAUUUACCGAUAAGAGUGACAAGAUCGAAACAUACAGGAAGUCAGUCAAACCUUCGUAUGCAAAACGACUACAACGCUUGCAAGGGUACGCUAAGACUCUGCACGACUCGGUCACAUUGUGCUGGUCCUUCAAUGUAUCCUUUUCGACUGUACCUGCUGAGAAAGAUGGCGCGGCUUGGAUCUUUCAAACCGCCGAGAUACAUGUGGAGGACGAUGAAGAAGAAGGCCUUAGCCCUGUGCCCUCGCCGAAGCCAAAAAUGACCAAGAGCGUCAGCUUUGGCACGCCACCUCCGUACUCGGUACUAGAUCCUACGGCCAACCUCAAGCCAUCGCUUCAGGAGGUCAAGGAUCUGUGUGCAUCAAUACAGCAGCUACAUAAGAGGACUCCAACGUUGGGCUUCUCGCUCGACAGCAAAAGUAAGCUACGAGGUACUUAUUCCAUCGACACUAUAGAUGUGUACGAACGUUCUUCCGAAACAGUGACCCUUGAAGACCUCUUAGACCAUCCUCCUUUUAUCAAUGGGAGACGCUCAAGACUCAGCCAAAAAGAUAGAUAUAGCUUAGCCUUGACAUUAGCAUCAAGCGUGCUUUAUCUUAACUCGACGCCCUGGCUUAUGGACCAGUGGGCGACAAAAGACAUCGUCUUCCACAGAACGACAACUACCGCUCGCCCAAUCGAUACUGAGCGUCCGUAUGUGGCUCCAGCACUGACCGAGUUCUCAAAGGUUUUACCAGAUGGCCAGAAACGGCGAAGCUUCCACAACAAGAACACUGUCCUGCUCGCUUUAGCAAUAGCGCUCCUUGAGCUCUACUUUGGGACGACGGCUGAGAAAUAUCAAGAGUCAGAGCAUGGAGCUGUCGAUCCGGCAUUCCAUCAAAACUCAUGGAUGCUAUGCUCAUUCGCACAUCGAUGGGCUGAAGAUUCUCAAGAGGAUCUCUCUGCAGCCUUUCUGAGCGCCGUCAGGCAUUGCUUGCGAUGCUUUGGCGAUCCUGGUGCGAGUUUACAGGACGCAGAAUUCCUUCAGGCAGCGGUUGAAGGCAUUGUGUUGCCAUUGCAGGAGGAGUUGAACCAAUUUCUGGGCAAGGCAGCGACGUGA
Cucurbitaria berberidis CBS 394.84 is the source of this 1632-nucleotide messenger RNA. RefSeq lists its product as uncharacterized. The transcript is spliced from 5 exons. NCBI's taxonomy places the organism in Eukaryota, Fungi, Ascomycota, Dothideomycetes, Pleosporales, Cucurbitariaceae. The coding region runs from base 1 to 1632 and encodes 543 amino acids. The record is from RefSeq and is a predicted model, not a curated record.